This is a messenger RNA of Parasteatoda tepidariorum (common house spider), 2475 nucleotides long. RefSeq names its product vacuolar protein sorting 36 (gene Vps36). Gene Ontology annotation, molecular function: ubiquitin binding; phosphatidylinositol-3-phosphate binding. Gene Ontology annotation, cellular component: late endosome membrane; ESCRT II complex. Lineage: Eukaryota; Metazoa; Arthropoda; Arachnida; Araneae; Theridiidae. Gene Ontology annotation, biological process: protein transport to vacuole involved in ubiquitin-dependent protein catabolic process via the multivesicular body sorting pathway. The record is from RefSeq and is a predicted model, not a curated record.
AUUUUGGAUUUUAGGUUUUCAAAACUAAUUUUUUCUCUGAUUUUUGAUUUAACAUUACUCUAAAAUAUGGACCGCUUCCAGUGGUGGGAAGAUAUUACCCAACCAGGAGAGACUGAAAUAGCAGAACAGGUUGGCGUAAAAUUAUAUGAUGGCAAUAAAAAAACACUUUACGAAUCCGGUGUAUUGACUCUAUCGAGUCAUAAACUCCGCUGGAAAGAUGACAUCAAUCCAAAUACCGACAUGGUUCUACACUUAUCACAUAUUGUGUUGAUUGAAAAAGAAAGUGCAACUUGGACUAAGAGUGCCAAAAUAAUUGCACACCUCAGUGCAAUUCUUGAAGAAGAUAAAAAGCCUGGUCCUGUUAAAUACAGCCCUUUUAAUUAUGUGAAGUUUUCUUUCAGAUCUGGCGGUGACAAAGAAUUCUUUAGUUUACUCACUGAAGCUUUAGCGCGUAAAGCGUGGGAAGACCUGUCUGCAAACUAUCCGAAGGGUAAGCAGUACCGUGCUGGCAUAGUUGGCAUCGAGAGACAAAUUCGAGAUAAAAAUGAAGCAACUGGCGAAACUAUAUCAGAAGCAUUUGAAGAUCUUAAAGCACUCAUGAAAAUGGCUAAAGAGAUGGUCAACCUGUCUAAGAUGGUAUCCCAGAAAUUGAAAGAAAAGCAAAGCGAUAUCACUGAGGAUGAAACUAUACAGUUUAAAUCUUAUUUGUUAAGUCUUGGUAUUAGUGAUCCGGUGACUAAGGAGGAGUUCGGCUCUGGAAGUGCAUUUCACACAGAAUUAGCCAAGCAAUUGUCAGUGGCCCUGAUGAAACCUUUACAAGAAGCGGGUGGCAUUUUGUCCUUGACAGAAGUAUAUUGUAGAGUCAACAGAGCUAGGGGUGUUGAGCUCAUUUCGCCAGAAGAUUUGUUGAAUGCUUGCUUGAUGUUAGAUAAGCUUAAGUUACCCAUUCAGCUGCAUCAGUUCGAUAGUGGAGUGAUGGUUCUACGUUUGGAAUCUUAUGAUACAGCUUCAGAAGCAUUGAAGGCUGUUGAUAUUCUAAGUGAGAAAGGAUCACUAACAGCUGAUGAGCUGUCUAUAAUUUCUAAGGCGACUGUUGUUAUUGCGAAAGAAAGAUUGCUGUAUCUUGAAAAGGAAGGAAUCGUUUGCAGAGAUGAUUCGAUUGAAGGAUUGCGAUUUUAUCCCAAUCGCUUCAUUUCUGAGUAGGAUUUCAAAACUCAUGAUUGUGUUCGAAUUAUAUUCACAUAUCCAAAUUUGCACUGUUAAUAAGACUUUUGUUUUAAAGAUUAUUAUAUGAACCGUAAAGGAAAUGACAAUUUACAUAGGUAAUUUGAUGAAGAAUUGAAAUUUUAUGGUAUAUGUUUGUUUUUUUUAAAGAAGACUAAACUAUCUUCAUUUUUCUUGCUUUUUUCAAUGUUAUUUAAUUUUCCAAUAUCUGUUAUUGAAGAUAAGAUUUGUGGUUGUGCAAAAACUUUCUUUUCUGGACAAAAUUUCUUAUGAUUGUUCCAUCAUAUAUUGUUGAAAUGACUUUUGUGAUUAUUUGUUCUAAGAUAAAUAAGAAAAGUUGCUUCUAGAAAAAAUUCAAUUUGAGGAGGGUGAUUUUAUGUAAAUUGCUGGUAAACUAGCUCUCAUGAUUUUUUUUUUUAAAGAGAGGACUUGUAUUUUAAAAAGUGAUCACUGUUUAAAAAGCUACAGCUGGUCAGAGACCUUAAAUUUGCUUUAUAGUUUUGGUAUUACCUGAAGUUUUGUGCAUGAAAAACUAAAACCUGAGAUAAGGGCAAACUUGAAAAAUUUGUAACAGCCUCUAAACUGGCCAUGUGUAUGUGUAUUUAAUACAUGACAGGUAAAAAAUGGAGUAGUAGUACUUUUGCAUUAAAUGUUCAAUAAGAAUAAAAGUUCACAAUUAUGAAAUAUUCUAGUAAGCAGCGAAUGAAAAAGAUUGAUACUAAGCUUACAAAAAUUAAAAAUUACUAAGUCAGGAUAAAACUAUAAUAUGGUUCAUGUUAAUCCUAAUAAUCUGGAAAUCUUAAAAUACAUGUUAUUAAUUAAAACAAAUUUUAAAGGAGAAGUUAUUGAGGAAGAACCAAUCACUUUCCAAAUUGAAUUUAAAAAUUCUUAUGUUUGUCCUAACAGUACCAAAUAUCAUAAUACUCAUGAAACUUAAUAUGACUUGUUAAAUAAUUUGUUUUGUUAUAAAUAUUCACAUUUAAAAAAUAAAAUCUAUAUAUUAAGAGAUAAUAAAAUCAGGGAGAACACAGAAAAUUUGGAUAUAUACAGGGUGUCUGCGCACCUGGAAAGUCAUGGAUUUUGGUAACAAAAUUUGUCAUGAAAUGUCACGAUUUUAAACAUUCUUAAAAAAAAAAUCUGGAAAAACUUAACAUGUGGAAAAUGACCAACCUUAGAAAUGUCUAUAACAGUUGUUGGCCAUUGAAAUUCAAAUGAAAUAAUUCUAAUAAGUAUAAUAAACUGAUAUAUUUA